Messenger RNA from Aplysia californica (California sea hare), 3711 nucleotides. RefSeq names its product protein SET. Gene Ontology annotation, molecular function: histone binding; chromatin binding. The transcript is spliced from 8 exons. Lineage: Eukaryota; Metazoa; Mollusca; Gastropoda; Aplysiida; Aplysiidae. Gene Ontology annotation, biological process: nucleosome assembly. Gene Ontology annotation, cellular component: chromatin; nucleus. The record is from RefSeq and is a predicted model, not a curated record. The coding region runs from base 341 to 1138 and encodes 265 amino acids.
CAAGUUGGCGCUGCGUCAAAUGCGCUCUUGUUUUUUUUGUUUUUAGAGUUAAUGAACAAAGUUUUCUUCAGUCCAGAAAUCAUAAAAUAAAUCAAGUAAGUACUAUUGAAAAAAAUGGCUGUUUUUUUAAGUUUUCAAUUUCGAAGGGAGUAAACCCCCCAACUUUUAAGUGUUUUGAUUAUCAACGUGUCUAAAAUCCUGGAUUACUAAUAUCAUCAACAUUCAAGAAUAAAGACCACACGCUCUCUGGAGGUAAACACGCUGCGCUUUUUCUGGAGUUUAUGUUUGAAAGAAAAUUAUAGGCCUAAAUCUACUACUUGUAGCAAAUACAACCUUAAUCAUGCCUGCAUCAAAUCCUAAGGAGCCAAAGCUAGAAGACAAUGAUAACAGUUUAGACGUCAGUGCUACUCAAAGCGCUCUUGAGGCAAUCGACACUUGUCAAAAUGAAAUUGAUGCUCUGAACGAGAAGGCCAGCGAGGAAAUCCUGACUGUGGAACAAAAGUACAACAAACUUCGCAGACCCCAUUUCAUCAACAGAAAUAAGAUAAUCCAGAAGAUUCCGAGUUUCUGGUAUCAAGCUUUUGUCAAUCACCCACAGAUUUCUUCUAUAUUAGAUGAAGAGGAAGAGGAAUGUCUUCAGUGUUUGUCCAAUGUUGAUGUGGAAGAGUUUGCAGAUAUCAAGUCAGGCUAUAAGCUGACCUUCAUUUUCAAAGAAAAUGACUUUUUCACAAACACAGAGCUAGUGAAAGAGUUUCAGCUGGCAACAACAGGUGAGCCAGAGUCCAAAUCGACUCUUAUUGAAUGGAAGGAGGGCAAAAAUCUAACCAACAAUGCUAAACAACAAGCAAAUGGCCGCAAAAGACCACUCUCUUCUCCACAAGGCUUCUUUGCAUGGUUUUUAAACAACACCGACCCAAAUGCAGAUGAAAUCGCUGAGGUGAUCAAAGAUGACAUGUGGCCCAAUCCCUUGCAGUAUUAUCUGGCCUCAGACUUGGAUGACUUGGAGGCCAGUGCCCAGAGUGAUGAGGACCUUGAUGAUUCGGUCGUAGAUGUCAAUGAUGAAGACAGUGAAGAUGACGGUCUCAAUGGAGAAAGUGAUGAAGAAGAUGAUGAUGAGGAAGAUGGAGAUGACGAGUAACUUUUGCCACAGAGAAAUGACAGCAUUGAUCAUUUUGCAUUAUUGGUUUGUCCCUUCAUAUUGCCCUGCAGUCCCACAAUUCUGUGGCUCUGGUUGACGACAUGUCAAAGAUGUUGGUUUGUCUCACUCUGUUGCCUAGCAGUUCCCGCAGAACUGUGUGUUUGCUCGGCGACAGUUCAGAUCUGCCCGGCAAAUCUGAUUGUUGAAUCUCACGCUCAGGCAGCCAUUGAACUUAAUUAUUAGAAUAUCUGUCCAUGUUUAGGUUUGUUUCCUUUAAUGUUUGGUUUAUUUGUCAUUUAACCUUUUCUCUACAGCUACCAGUGUUUUAAUGAUACUGACUGGAGUACUCACAGUUUAAGUCUCAGAUUGUAUUGCCGUUGAGUACUGUAGCUUUGUUGGAGAUCUAUAGACACUAUUUUUAUGCCUGUUUCUUGUGGUGUUUUGACCAAAGCUGAGUUGCAGUCAUGAAAAAAUGUUUCUUCUUUAAACUGAUGGCCAAGUGGUUUGGGAUAAUUUCCCCUUGUGCAGUAUUAGUGUUGGCAGAGUACACACAAGGACAUAAGUAUAAGUACUUGGCAAAUGAACAGUUCUGUCACAUUGCUAGAUAAUAGCCUACUCUUGUUUUAAUAUUUAAUUUUUAAAAAGAUUUUGGUUGCUAGGUUUUGGUUUAAGGAUGCCUUACUGUAUUGUGUAUCUUAUUAGACACUAGGUAUUGACCGUGAUUCAGUUGGGUUUUUUAAAAUCUCAGGCCUAUUUGUGGGUCAUUUUGUUCAUGUAAGAGAUGGGAGUAAUGACUACAGACUUGAAUUGAGAUGCGGUUGUAUUUGUUUAAAUUUUUAAUGAUGCCGUUCCUUAAUUCUCAUGUUGUCCUCCCCCUGUGGCUCUACCAAGACAUUUCGCCUGUUUGUAUGAUUGCUUGCUUGAAAACACAAACUUUCAAACACAUAUCCCCCCUCCCCCAAUAGUGUUAGGGCCACUGAUCGAUUCCAUCUCAAUGUCAGCAAAACAGCCCACUGGAAAAGGAUCUGCGGUAAUCGAAUAUAAUAUUGUAUGCUGAAGAUGCAAUGGUACUGGUAGUUUCCCUUGAUAACGAUAAAAGCAGGACUCGCUUAUAAGGAAAAAAUGCUGGUCCCGUCUGUCCUGUUUUAUCCGAGUUUGACUGUACAUGUGCUUAUGUCCUCUUAUAUACAUGUAUACGGAUUUGUUGACCCAAAAACUUUAGAGUAAUUUAUUAAGAUUAUUCUGACAUGGUGCAUUACUACUGCUACUGCUGCACCUUCAGUUUAAUAAUUUGACCAACUUGCAACAUUGCAGAAAUUCAGGGUUCUGGUCUGAGUAAAAUGCAAAUUUCAGAAAUUAUUAGUGGAAUAUUACGACAGUUCUGCUGCCUCCCUUGCUGAGGGACCAAGAGAGGCUAUUUCAAAAUUACAUGGUCGGCCUUUGUCUGUGUACACUUUCCAGUCUGUUGUUAAUAUUUUUAUUUUGUGGUUCUUUCUUUUAUACAUAAAAGUAGUAGUCAUAGAAGUGCUUGCAAUGUAUAGUCAGUUAAGUCUUAACUUCUGUGUAUUGAAUUUAAAAUGCUCUGAAAUUGAUGGUCUGUGCUUUUCAAGACUUCAACAAAAAUCGGAUGUCCUAAUCCGUUUUUUUCUCCCCCCCCUACUGUUUUGCCAUGCUUUGCAGAUGAUCAUUUGAUUAGAGUUGGAAAGUGCUUCCAAGUAAAUUCAGGAAUCUUUUUAGAUGGGAAGAUACCUAACAGCAAUAAUUGUGAAUUGUGGAAGCAUUCGACUUAAGGGAAGAGCUCCUAGAAUUUCAAACUUGCUCAUUUUUAGCUAUUUUGCAAUGAAAUUUCGAGUACCCGGUAUCACUGAGAAUGAUUUUCAAAAUUUAUGUGUACAGGUAUUAUCAUAUUUUUACAUGCACAAGGCACUGUAAAUCAAAAUUCAACAUUAACUUAUAUAUUUUGAUAAAAAUAAAAUAGCCUAUUACCUACACGUACAAUAACAGCUUAUCUUCAUCCACUGAAAAUUUGAAAGCUCUAGCUUGAAUACUUUAGAGAACAACUACUUUUACACUAGUCACUCAAUCUAAAUCAUACUUUUUGAGGAAUUUUGUUUUUAAAGUUGAAAGAUGCUUUCACUCAAAACGGAAAAACAGGAAAAUGUAGCUUUCUUCAAGAACAUUGUAAACUCACUUUUCUACUGAAACAAACAUAAACGAAAUAGCCGGUUGUAAUCAAUGAAGAAAAUAAUCACUACUUUGAAUUUUCUGUCGUUUGACCAAAACUUUUUCUUUCAGCAUAUUUUUUCUCUCAUUGUUUCAUUAAUUUCUUGAAACUGCAAUCAAUAAUAUUGUUCAUGAUUUCUUGAUACUUUGAUUUUGUAUGGAUGAUGGGAAAAUGGAGGACUAGACAGAGAUGUUUCUGUGAAGAUGUAUUUGAACUCAUGAAGUGACUGCAAGGUGGUCUGCCCCAUCUUGAGAUUCAACCAGUUAUUGUUUCCAUUGGAUAUUGUGCUGAAAAUUUAUUAUAAUAUAAAUUUGUUGGAGGCUGAAUAAAAAGCAUUGAUGUAGUUUUA